Messenger RNA from Antechinus flavipes (yellow-footed antechinus), 1604 nucleotides. Its product is annotated as 5-hydroxytryptamine receptor 3C-like. Lineage: Eukaryota; Metazoa; Chordata; Mammalia; Dasyuromorphia; Dasyuridae. Gene Ontology annotation, cellular component: membrane; synapse; neuron projection. The record is from RefSeq and is a predicted model, not a curated record. Gene Ontology annotation, biological process: chemical synaptic transmission; nervous system process; monoatomic ion transmembrane transport. Gene Ontology annotation, molecular function: extracellular ligand-gated monoatomic ion channel activity; neurotransmitter receptor activity; transmembrane signaling receptor activity. The coding region runs from base 14 to 1318 and encodes 434 amino acids. The transcript is spliced from 8 exons.
GAGGCAGCCUUGCAUGCAGGGAUUUCUCCUCUGCCUGAUUCUCUUUCUGCUUCAAGGUUCCCCGCCCCACGCUGGGAGCAGCGAUGCUUACACCAUCAACUGUUCGGGGUUCCACCUGAAUGGGGUGGACCCCGCCGCCUUCCAGCCAGUGUUUGACAGAAAGGCCUUCCGUCCAGUCAUCAACAGCAGCAUUCCCACCCUGGUCAACAUCUCCUUUACCCUCUCCGCCAUUUUGGAUGUGGUUUGGGACAAUCCCUUCAUCAGCUGGAAUCCAGAGGAGUGUGGAGGCUUAAAAAAGAUCAGCGUGGCAGCAAAGAACCUCUGGCUCCCAGACAUCUUCAUCAUAGAAUUCAUGGAUAUGGACCAGACCCCGCCCAGCCUCUCCGCAUACGUGUACAGCAGUGGCCGGAUCAAGUACGACAAGCCCAUGAAGGUGACCAGCAUCUGCAACCUGGACAUCUUCUACUUCCCCUUCGACCAACAGAACUGCACCCUCACCUUCAGCUCAUUCCUGUACACAGUGGACAGCCUGCUGCUGGGCAUGGAAAAGGAAGUGUGGGAGAUCACGGACAACUCACGCUCCGUCAUUCGCACUCAAGGGGAGUGGGAGCUCCUGGGCAUCAAUAAAGCCACCCCGAAGCUGAUAGUGGGCUCCAGUCUUUAUGACCAGAUCAUGUUCUAUGUGACCAUCCGGCGCCGACCCAGACUCUACAUCAUAAAUCUUCUGCUGCCCAGUGGCUUUCUGAUAGCGAUCGAUGCCCUGAGCUUCUUCCUGCCAGCUGAGGGUGGCAACCGGGCCCCUUUCAAGAUGACUCUGCUGCUGGGAUACACUGUCUUCCUGCUCAUGAUGAAUGAUUUAUUGCCACCCAGUGGCACCCCCCUCAUCAGUGUCUACUUUGCUCUGUGCCUGUCCCUGAUGGUGGUCAGCCUGCUGGAAUCCAUCUUCCUCACCUAUCUUCUGAAUCUGGUCACUACCCAGCCCCCACCCAUGCCCCGCUGGCUCCAUUCGCUGCUGCUGCGCUAUCUCAGAGCAACCGACUGCUGCAAGAAGAGGUCCCAGAAAGAAACCAGGGGCUCUGGCCCCAAUCUCGUCCACCUACCUGGGCUGAUGGAGCCGGUGGUUAUGUCUGCAUGGGUACCGGGCUCCAAUGAGACCAGCCUAAAUGGAGACCCAGGAUCCAAAAGGCCACCAUUGGAACCAUCAACAGUUAACCUGUGGAGGAAAUUCUGCCAUAUCCUGGACUCUCUGCUCUUCUGGCUUUACCUGCUGUUCAUGAGCUCCUCUCUCAUCACAAUCAUAGCUCUCUGGAACUCCUAGAAGCAGAACAACCACCCCCCAAUUUCUGCUUAUACUGGCUUUUGGUGAACAAUCAACCGCCAUCCAUUCCCCUGUCCCAAUGACCACUCCCGUCCAUGCCUCAGUUCACCCCCAGCUGAGUCCUCCCAACCAGCUUAAAACUCACUUCCCUUAUUCCCUUAAAGCCCACAUCCUUGUUGCUACCCUCCUAAAGCUUCCUCAGCCCCUUCUAUCCCUUUUUUUAUCCCUUGAGCAUCUAGCCCAUGGGAGCCAGCCAAUCCCUGAGCUGUCCUAAUAAAUCAUUUUG